CCACCUGGCGCCAGGUGCCCCCCGCCAUCUUCCUGCAGCCCUCCGGCCCGGCCUCGCGGGAGCGGAGCGGAGCUGAGCUGGCCGGGUAGGACUGGCGUCUCGUCCCCGCUCCGCACAGACAGACCCCGACGUGUUGCCAUGGCUGAGGAAGCCGCCGCCGCGCGCUUCAGCGAGGAGGACUUUUACUGUCCCAUCUGCCAGGAGGUGUUCAAAACGCCCGUGAGGACUAUGAACUGCCAGCACGUAUUUUGCAGGAAGUGCUUCUUGACAGCUAUGCGGGAAAGUGGAACGCAUUGUCCUCUCUGCCGGGGGAGUGUGACUAAAAAAGAAAGAUCGUAUCCCAAAAGGGCUCUAGAUGUCGAAAACAGUAUGAAGAAAGCUUCCGGGGGCUGUAGAUGCUGUGAGAAGCAGGUUAGGUUUUCGUGGAUGAGACAGCAUUAUAAAACGUGUAAGAAGUAUCAGGAUGAAUACGGUGUUCCUUCUGUUAUUCCAAAAUUACAGAUUACCCAGGAUUCAACAGGGAACAGGUAAUCAGGGUGAUUUUUGUAUAACAAUGCAUUUCUUUCUCCUAGCAGAAAUUGUUUUAUUUGUUUGUUUUUGUUGGUGAUGGUGGUUUGUUUGUUUUUCCAGGACAUGUUUUCUUCUAUAAUAAUUAUUGUCUGUGUUCUUAGGCUUAAAAAAUGACAGUUUUUCCAGAUAUUUUUCUUUACUCAGCGUACGGAAGAAAACCUUUCUACAUGAUGGUUUGGAAUGUCUUCUAAGGGUCUCUUCUAGAAAUGGUAUAAUAUUUCCAGCUUACUUGCUUUGCUUUGACAGCACUUGAGCAGCUUGCUUUGUAGCAGAUCUCAUAAUAUCUAGCCCCAAGGAAGUUCCCUUCUUUUGUUCCUCUCUGUCCUUUCUCAGCUCUGUUUUAGUGGUUGUCCUGUUUCAAAACAUUAUUGUGUAAGCUUUUGUUUUCAGAUUGACUUUGCUUUAAGCUGAUCUUUUAUGAAAAAUAUAAGGAACCUUCAGCAUAUUACACAUCAUAAUUCAGAUACCGUUUACCAAUUUGCUUUCAGACAGUGAAGCUGAAGAACUUUCUUCCUCAUACCUUCUUAUUGAUGUGUUUUGGCUUGGGCGUGGGGUUGUUAUUUUUGUUUGUUUGCUUUUGGUUUAUUUUUCAAUACCUUUUUUAUAUACUGUUUUCAUUGACCUUUUACUAUAUAUAGAUUGUGCUUUAUGCACUGUGUUGACACUCUGUUUUUAGCAGACUGAACUUCUGUGCAGUUUUCAGCCCAUCAGUAUAUUGAAAGCAGAAGUUCAUUCAAACUGCUACCAGGACUAGUUGCAGCAGUGUUUAACUGAAACAUCUGGAUAUUGUUAUGUGAUUAAUUAGUGACUACACCAUAGCAGAAUAUUAGUCUUAUAUGUUUUGUCUUGAAAUUCAUAUUUUCUGGUAUUAAUGAAUUUUAAGAACUUUUGGUAGUGAAGUACAGUAACACCA
This is a messenger RNA of Meleagris gallopavo (turkey), 1483 nucleotides long. The record is from RefSeq and is a predicted model, not a curated record. NCBI's taxonomy places the organism in Eukaryota, Metazoa, Chordata, Aves, Galliformes, Phasianidae.